Penicillium bovifimosum is the source of this 1182-nucleotide messenger RNA. Its product is annotated as glycosyltransferase family 15 protein. Gene Ontology annotation, biological process: protein O-linked glycosylation; cell wall mannoprotein biosynthetic process; protein N-linked glycosylation. NCBI's taxonomy places the organism in Eukaryota, Fungi, Ascomycota, Eurotiomycetes, Eurotiales, Aspergillaceae. The transcript is spliced from 4 exons. The coding region runs from base 1 to 1182 and encodes 393 amino acids. Gene Ontology annotation, molecular function: alpha-1,2-mannosyltransferase activity. Gene Ontology annotation, cellular component: membrane; Golgi apparatus. The record is from RefSeq and is a predicted model, not a curated record.
AUGGCUAUCGCACGACCGAUUCGCAUGCUGGGCGCAGCAUGCAUUCUUCUCUGUCUAUUCCUUGUCUUUCAAUUACACCAGAGCGACUCUGAAGUAGGGUCCAAGUUGACCCAUGGCAUGAAAAAGGAUCCUCUUGUAGAUCCGACUGGAGAACCUGCGGGGAAUUUAUGGCGAGCCGACGAACACGAUUAUUCCCCCGAUAGCGAGCAAUCGGCCCGUACCAAUGCCGCACUCAUUACCCUCGUUCGCAAUGAGGAAUUGGACCAGUUGUUGUCCACAAUGAAUGAUCUCGAGCGAACAUGGAACCACAAGUUCAACUAUCCCUAUAUCUUCUUCAACGACGUCGAAUUUACCGAGGAGUUUAAGCAGAAGACCCGGGCAGCGACCAAGGCCAAGGUCCAAUAUGAACUUGUGCCAAAGGAACACUGGGACGUUCCCGAUUGGAUCAACAUGGACCUCUUCCUAGAAUCUGCGAAGCUCUUGGAGGAACAGGACAUCCAGUACAGCUCCAAAAUCUCCUAUCACCAAAUGUGUCGCUGGAACAGCGGCUUGUUCUACAAGCACCCUGCCCUUAACGGCUACCGCUACUACUGGCGCAUUGAGCCUAAUGUCAAGUUCUUCUGCGACGUCGACUACGACGUGUUCCGCUACAUGGAGGAUGGCAACAAGACAUACGGAUUCACCAUCAACCUCUACGACGCACCCCAGAGUAUCCCGUCUCUCUGGCCGGAAACUCAGCGAUUCCUCGCCGCCAACCCCUCGUACCUAAGCGACAAUAACAUGUGGGAGUGGCUUACGGACGACGUGGCUCGUCCCGAGCACACUAAGGGUGCCAAUGGAUACUCCACCUGCCACUUCUGGUCCAACUUUGAGAUCGGCGACCUUGACUUCUUCCGUGGCGAGAAGUACGAGGCGUACUUCCAGCACCUGGAUCGCGCCGGUGGAUUCUUCUACGAACGGUGGGGUGAUGCCCCCGUCCACUCCCUCGGCAUCGGUCUCUUCGCCGAUGCCGCCAAUGUUCACUGGUUCCGCGAUAUCGGAUACAACCACAUCCCGUAUCUCAACUGCCCCAACUCGCCAAAGUGCUCCGGCUGCAAGGCUGGCCAGUUCUACCAGGGCGCAGACUGGCUCUCCAAGGAGGAUUGCCGACCUACUUACUUCAAGUAUGUUGGAACACACUAA